Diachasmimorpha longicaudata is the source of this 2410-nucleotide messenger RNA. Its product is annotated as titin. The transcript is spliced from 8 exons. Lineage: Eukaryota; Metazoa; Arthropoda; Insecta; Hymenoptera; Braconidae. The coding region runs from base 169 to 2127 and encodes 652 amino acids. The record is from RefSeq and is a predicted model, not a curated record.
CAUCAGACAUUCACUGCUCGUUCAAUCGUCGAGCAAUUGACAUCGUUCGUUUUUUUUUCCUCAGUCUCGAAUAACAAAUUCAAAAAGUGUAAACACGACAAAUCAGUUUAUUUUUAAGUUGAAUUUUUUCGAGGUUAUUCCGGAUUUGGAGUUCUAUUGAGGAAGAGGAUGGAGAAGGACCAGCUUGACUCUCUGGCCACUGUGGCUGUUGGGUCUGAGAAAAUUCCACCUCCUCCGCACAGCCAUUAUGCUCCUAGUGAAGUUUAUUCCUCGUCCGAAUCACCACCGGCAUAUUCUCGUCCAGUGAUGAAGAGUACCGCCGUUCAAAUAGCGAGAAUUACCGCUGUAACUCUAAUCGCAAUGUCCCUAAUCAUUGGCAGUUUCAUCUUGGCAGCUGCAUUCCUCGAGGCUCGUGCAUCCUGCACUCCAGAGUCAAUCGCUGCGAUGCAAGCGCAAUUGAACAUUCAGCAGGGGGAAUCAUUCCGGAUAGGUCAGCCUGAAGCCCUCAUUCAGGAGCCCCAAGAACCUAAAGAGAGCCUCCAGAGCCUGUCAGCUGCAUCCGAAAAGAAGCUCCUGGUAUCGCCCAAAGAAGAUAAAAAAAUCCAGAAAGAUGACAGCGAUACCACAAAGUCGGACAACGAAAGUGGCGAUGAGAAUGAGAACGACGAUGAUUACGAGGAUCCCGAGUUCCCCCCAGUUCACAUUAAACUGCCACUUCAGCUCGACCUCGAUGACCUGGCUGGUACGAUCAUGCAACAGGCGAAGAGUCUCGUCUCGUGUGUCGUUGAGCGUCGCAGGUCUGAGGAGCUCACCGACGGAGACAACCAUCUUGAGAACAACAUCAAUGAUCCUAAGAGACUCCAGAGGCUCCAUGGAGAGAGAGUUGUCAUUCUGUGCGAGUCUGGAGAUCCCCGCCGUCAAGAACAAGAGCAAGAUCUCUUGACCCCGAUCAUCGUACCCCUGGGCCCAAUUCCAAUGCCAAUGCAGCAGCAGGAUCAGGAUUACCACCGUUAUCAGGUGCCCAAUCAAUUUCCAAUGCCUGAGAAUCAACGCUCGCCAUUCAAUUUCAGAGGAAUUAAACCAGUGGGAAUAUUCCCACCGGAGUUCAAGAAUGUACCACAGAUGAUGGACAUGGGGCCACCCCGAGUGCAACCACGCCCGCAAAUGGAUAUUCGCCCAGUACCAAUCGAGCUUCGUCCAGUUCCCAUCGAGAUGAUCCACGGAAUGAGGCCACCAAGUGACCAAGAGCACCAGCAACACGUAUUCCCCCAGGAACAAAAUACUUCCCCUCAAGAACCCCAGCCACACGGUAUGGUCCCACCACCUCCACCCGCACCGCCAACCUCCCAAGAGCUGCCCCAGGAACGUAGGAUGACUCCACAGGUUAUCAUUCGUCAGCUAAUUGAGCAGAGGCCACAGUCCCAGGAGAGUCAGGAGAGACCCGUCAUGCCAUUCCAAGGAAUUCCACUUGAGAUAAGAAAAAUCAUUCAGCAAGUACCUCUGGAAAUUAAAAACAUCAUUCAACAUAUUACUGGGGAAGUCCGACCCGUGCCAGUACCUGAGGGAGCUAGACGAGAAGCAGUUCAAGAAUUCAAGCCGUUCCCCGAAGGCUCGCGCCCCAUGACCCUGGACUCUCUCCUCCCGAUUGAAGUGAGAAAUCUCCUGGAGCACGACAACAUCGAGGGACGCCGUCAGGAAGAAUCUGAAGAGCAGCAGGAGCAAGCGAAACCCUUCCCAGGACCUGAAGACCAAGGGGAAGAGGAGGAGAAGAAAUUCUCUGUGCCACCUGAUGUAAGGAACUUCAUCCACCAGAUAGUCGAGGGUCAUGCUUUCCCAGUUCCACGAUUCUCAAUGCCCCUUCGACCUGUUGAAUCUUUCGGAGUACCCAUGCAGGUCAGUGCACGAGUUGUAGAGGCUACAGGAGGUGAAGACAAUAAGGAGCAGCAACAGGAGGAACAACAGCCUCCUCAGCAGCCUCAGGCUCACGCUCUCGUCGAGCAGCACGAGGAGAGUGAAGACAAACGUCCUCACUAUGUACAACCCCGUUCAGUGCGUUCAAUUCCUGACGCCCUGGCCCACCCACGGGACAAGCGAACUCGUCGUUGUGCCUGCGACUGUGCCUGCUAAAUUCACUAGCAGACAAAACUUACAACUCCCAUCAUUUGGGUGCAUUCCUUCCACUUUUCCUGACGCAUAACGUUAAAUAAAACAAAAUAAAAAUAUUAAAAUUGUACAUUCGUGAUGAAUCAUUGAAAGUAAUUGGAAGCCUUAUUCAACAUGUAAAUAAUGGCUGUUUCGUACCAGAUGAGGAUACAAAGUGAUACUUUUUCUCCAUAAGGAUUGUUAGCUGUUGAUCGUUUGAUAUUUUAUGAGAGUGGUGAAAAAAAAUGUGAGAUGGAGAAAAACGAAA